Molecule: messenger RNA, 306 nt
Organism: Leptosomus discolor (cuckoo roller)
Lineage: Eukaryota; Metazoa; Chordata; Aves; Leptosomiformes; Leptosomidae
Gene: TMEM213
Product: transmembrane protein 213
Source: RefSeq, a predicted model, not a curated record
AUGAAGCACUUCUCCAGAGAGUCCUGGGCAGCCUUCACUGUGCUCUUCUUCACCAUCAUGCUCUGGUAUUCCUGCUCAGCAGCAGCUAAAGAAGCCUCCAAUGUUUCAACAAGCAACAUGCUCACAACUGGGUAUGAAGCACCAUGUCUUAACGUGAACUUCUGCAUGCAAGCGGCCAUGUGCUGCCCAACGGGCAUGGACGAUUAUGGAUGGAUUGCAGCAGCCGUUGGCUAAACUCUCAUCCUGCUCUGCGUGGACAAGGUCACAAAACUCCGGCCUGACGAACCCAAAUACUUGGUGGCCUGA